CCUGUUUUUUGUUUUUGUCUGUGCCUUUGUGUGGAGUUGGUUUUGUGUUGUUGUGCAUCUCUAAUUCUGUUUUCUGCAAUCUUUGUUUGUUGGCAAUAGCGCGCGAAAUUUUGAAGUUAGUUUUCAUUUCGCGCUUCGCAACCAAGGAGCGAAAAUUUUGCACAAGCGAAAAAAUUUUCUUUUCUAGCCAAGAAAUAUCAGUCGACUUUAGUCAAAAUUUCAAUCAAAAUUAAUCUCAGAAAAUAUGGAAAGCUAAGUGUGUAACAAGCAAAUGAUCAAAAUGAAGAACGCUUAAAAUACAAAUAUAUAUGCUUAAAUUAAUUAUUAAAUAAAUAAAAAUAAAAAAAAUAAAAUAAAAAAAAUAGAACAGCAUCCACAAUUCAAAAUUCGAUACAGAAUCAAAAUUUUUUUUAAAAAUAAUUAAAAUAGAAACGAAAAGGUGAUAAUGAUUAUUUCCAAGGAUCUUUUUAUAUUUGGUGAACAAAUUUUUGCAACAAUAAUACCAGAAGUUGGUUCAUCAAUGCAGGGACUACAACAACAACAGCAACAACAGCAGCUACAGCAGCUGCAACAACAGCAACAGCAGCAGCAACAGCAGCAACAACACCAAUCACAACCACAACAAUUACAUUUAAAUAGCAACAACAGUGGAACAACUGUGUCAACAACAGGAACUGCAACAGCAGUCAACACUGCACUGCCAAUCUUACCACCAAAAGCAUUAGCCAGUAAUAAACAACAGGAAACAACCUCAAUUGGUGCGGCUGCGAAUAGUUGCAUUGGUGGUGUAAAUGGUAUAAAUGGUAGCAGUGCUGCAACCACAACAAUAACAACGCCGUCGAAGAGAGUUAAAGUACAAAAAGUUGCAGUAAAGGAAGUAGAGGAACUGAAAUUAAAAAAAAAAGAUAAACAAUUAAAGCAGCAGCAGCAGCAACAACAGCAGCAACAACCACUACAACGUCGGCAAUUGCAGCAACAGCAACAGCAACAGCCGCAGCAGCAGAAGAGUACAAAUAACGAAAACGAAAGCAACAAAAUAAAUAUAAUAAAAACAAAAACAAAGGAAAACGCAAACACAAACACAAACACAAACGCAAACGCAAACGUAAACGCAAAGUCAAAUUAUCAGAAUAGCAAAGUGACUGCAACAAGUGGUUUUAGUGCAAAAGGUGAUAUAGGUGAAAUAAGUGGUGGUGAAGGAGGACUUGGAAUUGCCGACGAAGUUGAAAUUAGUACAGAAGAAGCAGAAAAGGAGCCGUUGGUAAAACGAAACGCAUUUAAAAUAGCAAAAGUUUCUGUAAAAACAGCAACUACAGCAACGCCAAUACAAAAAGCAGCUGCAAGUUUUCCAUUGCAACAAAAAGAGCAACCACAUAUUGAAUUGCCAAUGUUGUUUAAACAUCCACAAAAACAAAAACAAAAACAACAACAACAUCAAAACGAUUGUUGUUUACAACUUGAGCCUGAAGUGACUCCUGUAAUUUUACCAGCCGAUACAUUACCAACACAAUUAUCAUCAUUAUCAACGUCAUCAUCAUCAUCCUCUUCCUCCUCCUCCUCCUCCUCCUCCUCCUCAUCAUCUUCGUCGUCAACAUCGUCCACGUCAUCAACGGCAACACAGCCAUCGACACUGACACCAACACCAAUAUCAACACCAACACUUACAGCAACAACAACAACAACAGAUUCAGAGCGCUGUAAUAGCAGUAACAGUACCAGUGGCAGUGGCAGUGGCAGUGGCAGUGGCAGCGAUAGCGGCAGCGGCAGCGUCAGUAAUCAAGUACGAAAUUUAAAUUCCGAGGAUUUGUCAUUAAAUAUGGACAAAGUCAUGUUGGACAACAGUACAAGGUUAGUAACAUUUUAA
Messenger RNA from Teleopsis dalmanni, 1864 nucleotides. RefSeq names its product ankyrin repeat and KH domain-containing protein mask-like. The transcript has 2 exons. The coding region runs from base 446 to 1864 and encodes 472 amino acids. Lineage: Eukaryota; Metazoa; Arthropoda; Insecta; Diptera; Diopsidae. The record is from RefSeq and is a predicted model, not a curated record.